AUGUCCACAGAAGCUCCUUCAACUGCUGAGCUGGAGAAGAACAAGAAGCCGCAUGCCUUCACCAUUGACAGCAUCCUGUCCGGCUCGGCGGAGAGCAGAGCCCCCGUCCUCUUCCCCUUCUGCUUCCGAGGCAUUUGGGACCACCAAGACCCCAAAGCGCUGUGCUUUUGGGGAAAUCUGGGCACUUUCCCGGAGGAGGAAGAAGCGGAGGAAGCGGAGAGAGUCAGGAUGUCGUGCAACUGUUGCUGCUGUUCCAAGGAGAGCGUUCGCACGUGGCGAGACAGCGCAAAUUGGCUUGGUGACCCCAGGUGUGCGUGGCCCAUGAAGCUGUUCUACCCCCUGGCCAGGCCCUGCAGGAAUCACCGCGGCAGCCCGAGCGAGCUGCAGACCUUCCACCAGAUCCAGAGACGGACCCGGCGACAUCGGACCAUCUUCACGGAAGACCAGCUCCAGGCCUUGGAGGCCCUUUUCCAUAAGAACCAGUACCCAGAUGUGAUCACCAGAGAGCACUUAGCCAGCCAGAUCCACCUGAAGGAAGAGAGAGUUGAGGUUUGGUUUAAAAACCGCCGAGCCAAAUGGAGACAUCAGAAAAGAGCUGCAGCGUCGUCACUCAUCCUCCCAGUGGCCAAGAUGUCUUCCGAAGAGAAGCGUUGA
Protobothrops mucrosquamatus (brown spotted pit viper) is the source of this 654-nucleotide messenger RNA. RefSeq names its product goosecoid homeobox 2 (gene GSC2). Gene Ontology annotation, biological process: regulation of transcription by RNA polymerase II. Lineage: Eukaryota; Metazoa; Chordata; Lepidosauria; Squamata; Viperidae. Gene Ontology annotation, cellular component: nucleus. The transcript has 3 exons. Gene Ontology annotation, molecular function: RNA polymerase II cis-regulatory region sequence-specific DNA binding; DNA-binding transcription factor activity, RNA polymerase II-specific. The coding region runs from base 1 to 654 and encodes 217 amino acids. The record is from RefSeq and is a predicted model, not a curated record.